UUUGUUAAAAGUAAAACGGCUCUGAAUGUCAAUGAAACGUCGCCGUGUGUUUGUGUUGUAAUCGACACGUCGCUUUAGCUGUGAAGCUGAUGGCCGUUACAAACAGACGAGGGCAAAUAAUUCACCUCACUAAACACACACUGGUAUCAAUGAGAGCCUUCAUAGGGACAGUUCACACUUCCCUGUCAGAGCUUCAGCGGGAUUUAACAGCUUACAGAGUGAAUAUAAACCUCUGCUGACUGACUGGAGCUGCAAAAGAACAUUUAACAGCUGGUCCUUUCUGAGAUUGUUGUAAAACUGACAGCUUUCCUACAGCGGUUUGAUCAACUGACAGGUGAUGCCAGUAGACCAGGAUGGACCAAUAUCAUCACAACAGUUACAGUAGCUAAAAUGGCACAUUUUAGGAUUGUAAACUGUUGAAGUAACCGCUGACUGGAUUUGGCACCAUAAUAACCUUCUUCCGGAGCUCAAUAUAUUGAAGACGGACUCCACUUUUGACCUUUAGACCACAUCAUACCUGCCGUCAAUAUGUUUGCUUAAGAAAGUUUAAGUCUUAGAUCUUUGACGCUGCAGCGAGUGUUUCCCCGAAGACCCGGUUUUAGUAUUCUUGGACCGUUGAAGAGCCUUUGCUCGAGAUGUUUACCGCUCUGAAGAAGCUAGUGGGCUCUGAAGCAGGGCAGCUCAGGGAUAGAAAUAUUCCUGCCGGCCUGCAAUCCAUGAACCAGAGUCUACAGAGACGCUUCGCCAAGGGUGUACAAUAUAACAUGAAAAUAGUCAUCCGUGGGGACAGGAACACCGGUAAAAGUGCACUUUGGCACCGACUUCAAGGGAAAAAGUUCCUGGAAGAGUACAUCCCCACGCAGGAGAUCCAGGUCACCAGCAUUCACUGGAACUACAAAACGACAGAUGAUGUAGUGAAAGUUGAGGUCUGGGAUGUGGUAGACAAAGGACAAAAGCUUCCUCUUCCAGAAGGUGUAGGGAAAGGGAAAAGACGCGGAGAGAAUCUGAAAUUGGAAAACGAACCUCAGGAGUCUGAAUCGGAAAUGGCUCUCGACGCAGAGUUCCUGGAUGUCUAUAAGAACUGCAAUGGUGUGAUCAUGAUGUUUGACAUCACCAAACAGUGGACGUUCAACUACAUCCUUAGGGAGUUACCAAAAGUGCCAACGCACGUCCCAGUGUGUGUCCUGGGUAACCAGCGGGACAUGGGCGAGCACAGGGUCAUCUUACCCGAUGACAUCAGAGAUUUUAUCAACAGUCUGAACAGACCUCCGGGCUCCUCUUACAUCCACUAUGCCGAGUCUUCCAUGAAAAACGGCUUUGGUCUCAAAUACCUCCAUCGCUUCUUCAACAUCCCAUUCUUGCAGCUGCAGAGGGAGACUCUGUUACGACAACUGGAGACUAAUCAGCUUGACAUCGAUGCCACGCUAGAGGAACUCGGUGUUCAGCAGGAGACGGAGGACCAGAACUAUGACAUAUUUCUUGAGAUGAUGGAGUCACGCAAAGCUUAUGCAUCUCCAGCGCCCUCUAAUGGCCAGAGCCCGUCCUCAGGGUCCCAGUCCCCUGUGGUGCUGCCCGGUGCCGCCUCUCCCAGUAACUCCAGCCCCAGUACACCACAGGCUCCUGUCCCUAUCCAGACACAAUCCGCCCCGCCACCACCUCCAUCUAUACCACACCCUCCUGUCCAGCUCACAGCCGCCCAUGCACCCCAAACACCAUCUCAAAGCCUGGAGCCUUCGCCCGCAGCAACGGUGCCCGCAUCUACCCAACCCGCACCUCCUCAAGCCCAGAAACGAGGCUUCAUGUCACGCCUGUUCGGUUCGUCGGCUGCAGAGACUUCACCAGACAGACCAGAAACUACAGAUUCUGAAGGCCCGAAUCCCUCUGGAAAGGUGCAGAGCGUGGAUGAAUUUGUACCGGAGGUUGGAUUGGACCGGACCUUUCUGGAAGACGGAGGAACAGCAGUUAAAUCAAAGAAAAAACCUCCAACGUCAGCUCCCAUUCUGGACAGUGAUAGUGAUGGAGAGGGCCGGGGAAAUCCUCUGGUCUCCGGCUUCCAGGAUGAUUUAGAUCCGGAUGACCGAGCGCUGAGCCGGCCUGCCCUUAAAGCGGUGGUCCCAAGCGUGGGCGUCACACUCACGAGUGACGAAGAGGAGGAAGAUUCAUCUCUACCCUCUGUUGCCCGGCACAAAGGCAUCAGCUCAGGAACAAACUCAAAGGGAUCUUCAGUGAACUCCAUCAAACAUCUGCAAACCCUGUCCAAACCAGCCGAGAGACCCCAAAGCCUCAAAACUACAGCAGGACCUGCAGGUGUAAAGACAGGGGGCGCUGGUGAGGAGCACUCAGAUUCAGACGCUCAGCAGAUGCUUUCGUUUGCCAUGGAUGACCCUGAUUUCGAGAGUGAAGAACUUGGCGUACACAAGACCAGAAAGGGGGCCCUUUCUGCACUAGAUGACUUCUCUGACCGGUCAGAUGAUGGUUUUGUGUUAGCUGGACUCCAGGAGCCCCCCAAACCUGUUGCCCCCUCAUUCAAGACCCUCAAUAGCGACAUUGACCUCUUCGGCCUGGGAUUUGAAGACACGACACCUAAGAGUAAAGACAGCAGUGAAGAUCAGGAAGAUAAUGAAAGCAGACACUCCAUAAAGGACAAGAAAAAGAAGAAAAAGAAAAGCAAAGAGGAGGAUGAGAAAAGCAGCAAAAAACGACACAAACACAAGAAAAAGGAAAAAGAUGAAGCAGGAACGGUAGACGAGAAAGAAAAGAAGAAGAAGAAAUCAUCAAGGCCCAAGAAAGCAGGAACUGUGGACGAUCUUGAGGCCUUCCUGGCCAGUGAGGGUGGAGAUUAUGAAGAACUCUAGAGCUCCAUCUAACCAAUCAGGGUUUGACAUCAACACCGUGUGACAUCGCCAGGUCAUUUUCCAAUCCAUUCCACCUGUUUUUCAGUGCCUAACCUUUUGAAUUUUCACAGCGUUUUUGUUCUUCCAGCAGUGCAGCUUUACGUUGUGCUUUCUCAAAUUGGUACGUGGCACCGUUGUUCGCCUCAUGACGUUUUCCAAAGUGUAUCAGGAUUUUCACCUAUAACUUUAGAUGCAUUUUUCGGGAAGGACAAUCGAUCUUAUUCGAGUUUAUAUUCCGUUAUUAACUGAUUCCAGCAAAAUGAUGACGUUUGACAAAAACUUGGUCAUUUUUAGCUGUAUUGGUUUUGUUUUGUGUGUCUGUCAAUGUGUGUGUGUGUGUGUAUAUAUGUGUCCCUGAAAACUUUUGGCAACUCUGUGUGUGCUUGCAUUUUAAUUUAGCAAACUUAUAGAGGGGUUAAUCAGACUUUCCGAUCAAAUCUGCACAGCAGUAGGAGGCCACAUAUAAUACACGAGCAACACUCAUUUUUGUGUGAAUUGUUCGAAAAAUUAUUAUUUUCUCAGUCUCGAGUUGCAUUUAAUUGAAUGAUUUUGGCUGUGUUUAAAAAAUGUUGCAUAAAUUCUAAAUUCUAUCUAACAAUUAAUGUAAGAAUUAGGGCUGUCAAACGAUUAAUUGCAUCCAAAAUAAAAGUUUGUGUUUACAUAAUAUAUGUGGGUUC
Pimephales promelas (fathead minnow) is the source of this 3571-nucleotide messenger RNA. NCBI's taxonomy places the organism in Eukaryota, Metazoa, Chordata, Actinopteri, Cypriniformes, Leuciscidae. The record is from RefSeq and is a predicted model, not a curated record.